Messenger RNA from Bipolaris zeicola 26-R-13, 930 nucleotides. RefSeq lists its product as uncharacterized. Bases 1 to 930 code for a protein of 309 amino acids. The record is from RefSeq and is a predicted model, not a curated record. The transcript has a single exon. Lineage: Eukaryota; Fungi; Ascomycota; Dothideomycetes; Pleosporales; Pleosporaceae.
AUGCGCCUGCUACGACGCAACGACUAUGGCGGAUACAUCCUGCAAGAAUUUGUAGGGGAGACCGUUCCCCGUUACGCCAUCUUGUCUCACACCUGGGGGCCAGAUCAUGACGAAGUCACCUUCGCAGAUCUCGGCAAAGACACAGACACAUAUAUUUCCAAGCCAGGUUACAAGAAGCUACGGUUCUGUGAAGAUCAGGUUGCCAAAAAUGGCCUCUGCUAUUUCUGGGUAGACACCUGCUGCAUCGACAAAUCGAGCAGUGCAGAGCUCACCGAAGCGAUCAACUCCAUGUUUGCCUGGUAUCGCGAUGCCGCGCGAUGUUACGUUUAUCUUUCUGACGUUUCAGCUGGCACCCCAAUUAGUGGAUCAUCAGACCGACAAGAAUGGUACCCUGCUUUUCAGCAAAGCAGAUGGAUGGCCAGAGGAUGGACGAUCCAAGAGCUACUAGCUCCCGCAUCGGUUGAAUUCUUCUCAGUCGAAGGCCAGCGACUGAAUAACAAAUACUCGCUUUUGCAGGGACUCCACAGCAUCACUGGAAUAAGCAUCGAAGCUCUUCAAGGAAGUCCGUUAGUCGGAUUCAGCAUAGAAGAGCGCCUGUCGUGGGCGCAAAAACGCCAGACAAAGCGCGAAGAAGACAUGGCAUAUUCACUUCUGGGUAUCUUUGAUGUAAAUAUACCGCUUAUAUACGGAGAAGGUCGGAAGAAGGCCUUUGCCCGACUGCGUAGGGAGAUCGACUUAUCCGCAGAUGGAGGGCCUUCAGAUACACCUCAGAGCGACAUCCCAAAAGACCAAAAUGAAGACUCGCGGAAGUAUAAUGAACCUGUAUUCAAUCGGACUAUAUUAGGGAAAUAUGUGGUAUCAGGAACUCAUGUCACAGGCGGUAGUACAGCCAACUUUAACUUUGGAGAAGAACGCUAUGUUCGCCAUUGA